Molecule: messenger RNA, 1101 nt
Organism: Desarmillaria tabescens
Lineage: Eukaryota; Fungi; Basidiomycota; Agaricomycetes; Agaricales; Physalacriaceae
Product: Alpha/Beta hydrolase protein
Exons: 4
Coding region: 1-1101 (366 amino acids)
Biological process (GO): lipid metabolic process
Source: RefSeq, a predicted model, not a curated record
AUGCCCCCCAAGGCCAAGUCUCCCAAAUACGCCCUCACUGAGGCCCAGAAACUUAUGUAUAACUCCGAAAAGCUCGGGAACUUCCGAUGGAUUUCCAAAAUGGAUUUGGUACCUGCCAGUCUUCAGCUUGAACUGGCAGAAAUAGGUCAAUACGCUGAGAUCGCUUCGAAUAAUCACGUUCCGGUUGGCUUUGUCUUCGAGAACAUCGACACCCUGAUACACCCUGAUUUCCCGCUGGAACACUACGAGGCUCUUCAGGGAUCCAUACUGGUGUCCGAGUUCUUUGGACACGUCUGUCAUUUACACGCCUAUGUCGCGUACCGUCCACGCACGAAACAGCUCAUCGUGGCUACUUCUGCGACGGCUUCGCUUCUGCAAGCCAUUCAGGAUUUAAGGUUCAUGAAACACCGACAUCGUUCAUGCCGAGGGGUUGUCCACUCGGGAUUCUGGAGCCUGUAUAAGGGCAUACGGGAUUCCGUUUAUGCAGGAAUAGCCAAGGGUUUUCAGGAGCAUGAUGUGAAAGAGCUUGUUAUAACAGGCCAUAGUAUGGGUGGUGCCGUGUCGUAUUUACUUAUGACAGAUGCGCUCACCCAGAAGAUAAAUAUACCUCCGGAUAUGCGACUCAAGUUGGUGUCGUAUGGUGCACCGAGAGUCGGCAAUUCUUCCUUCGUGAAAUGCUGGCGAGAGUUAGUGUCGAGGCACCGUGAUACGCACGGGGAAUCUUCUAUGGUGGAACUAUGCGUAAAGGCAUACAAUGACGGGGUCCCGUCAUUACCACCUCUCUCUCUCGGUUAUCGGCAUUGUACUGAGAGACCUAUGUAUCUCGUACACGGGCGCGUCUUUCGCGUACCCGCUUCAGAGUGCGAGUUCUCUCUUUUUGUUGCCGAACCUCCUAAGGCGGAUUGUAUGUCCAUCGAACAUCCAAAAGGGGGACACAAUUAUUAUAAUGGACGUGAUAUGGAACAAGUACUGCGACGGUUAAAUUGGCUGGAAAAAGUAAUGGGUGGUGAAGAAGAUUGGAUAGAAAAAUACAAGCUUCAUGCUGCCAAACACCUCAAAGCGCCCAGUCCUGUAAAAUCGAAACCAGUUGUAAAACCGUAA